AGGUCUCGUCCGCCACCCGCCGUCAAAACAAAGAUGGAAGACGUGGCAGAUGUAAACAAGACCGCCCGGGUGCCAUAAUAUACACCAAGACAAACACUAUAACACCACUGAAAAGCAAACUACAUCGAUAACCAGACGAGAAGACCAAAGGAAAGAGGACCUAGGAAGCGAUACAGGGCAGAAAAAGAGGAAAAUGGAGGACGUGGCAGAUGUGGAUGUUAACCGGGUGAAGGAAAAUUUAUCAAACUGGGAGGAUGACAGCUCGCCCCUCGCCCCCCUCACCCCUAGGGAACGAGACUCCAUCAUCGAGGUGACGGCGGGGGGAGACUGGCGCCCGCUGCCUCCGUGUAAGGAAGGCGGGGAAGGGGGCGGGGAGGGCAGGAGCAUCUCAGCGGACCCCUCCUCCAAGCACCGCCUCCAUGAUAGUCUUGCUGCCCUCAAGCUCGGCGAGGUCAAGAUUGAAUCGAGUCAGCAGUUCCUCACCUGGUUUGCUGGCGUGGAGGUUGAGAUGUGUGAGGAGCAGGACAGCCCUUACCGAGACUAUGUGAGCCAGCUGGAGGGCCACCGUGCAGAGUGCCACACCCUCCUGGCACAUCUGGAUGAGGCACUGGAGAACCUGCAGCAUCUUUCUUCUCAGUACAUGAGUGUCUCCAACAAGACCAGUGCCCUGCACACAGACUGUGAACACUUGCUGGCGGAGCAGACAAGACUAGCCAACAAGGCCGACACCAUUGAGAGCAAGCUGACUUACUUCAAGGAAAUUGAUAAAAUAAGUCAGAAGCUCAGCUCUCCAGCAUUCCAAGUCACCAGUGAAGGCUUCAUUCCUCUUCUGGCCAAGAUUGAUGAGUGCAUCAGUUACAUGAAUACAAAUAUGACAUUCCAAGAGUCUUCACUGUAUUUAGCAAAAUAUAAACACUGUCUCAGUAGAGCUUUGGGGAUGGUGAAAUCUUAUGUGACAAAAUCUUUAGAAAAUGCCACACAGCAAGUUAUACCAAAGUCAGGCUCAGAAAAGCCAACAACUGACAAUGCUGCAGUGCUAUACUACGGAAAGUUUAGGACUAAUGCGCCCCGAAUCAAGUCUCUAAUGGCCGAGAUAGAAGAUAGGGUAGAAAACAGCCCUGAGUACACCAACUUACUGAGUGACUGCUAUCAGUGUUAUUUCGCACAGCGACAAAAACUCUUGGGACCGUGUGUGACUGAUGCCGUGUCCCAGCUGUCGCAGAAGUACCAGCGGGACUACUGCUCCCUCGUGCGCAGUGGCUGUGCCUUCCUUGUGCAUGUUUGUGAGGAUGAACAUGCACUCUUCCAUCAGUUCUUCUCCACUGCCACCCCGGAACUAGAUAAUUUCCUGCAAUCACUCUGCACUGGCCUUUAUGAUGUUCUGCGACCCAUGAUAAUCCACAUUGACCACCUAGAAACACUAUCAGAGCUUUGCGACAUCCUAAGGAGAGGGAUGAUUGAGGAACACCUUCAGAACAACCCCACCCAGCUGGCGCCUCUCACCUCCAUCGUGCACCAGAUGCUCGAAGACUCACAGGAAAGGCUGGUCUACCGGGCACACAUCUACGUACAGACUGACAUUGCCAACUUCGCCCCCUCGCCAGGUGACCUGGCCUACCCUGGCAAACUCCAGAUGAUGGAAAGCAUUGCUGAGUCCUUGGCCAGUCAGAAAAAACAGAUGCACUCUCGCAAUGCCUCCAUCUCCUCCAUGUCUUCCAUCAGAUCCGCCACAAGUGAGGAGGUGGCCAGCAUCACGGGCGUGUCGGAGGAGAGGUUCUCACGCGUGGGCACCUCCCCGGCUGACCUCCACGGCAUGUGGUACCCAACGGUCCGCCGCACCCUCAUGUGCCUUUUCAAGCUCUACAGAUGUGUUGACAGAAGCAUAUUCCAGGGUGUGUCCUUAGAGGCAUUGUCAGCCUGCAUGCAGAGCCUUAGCAAAGCCUCGUCCUCCAUCAGCAAGACAUCUUCUCCCCUGGAUGCUCAGCUCUUUGAAAUAAAACAUCUGCUUAUCCUGCGGGAACAAAUGGCACCAUUUCAGGUUGAUGCAUGUCUACAUGAAACUAGUCUGGACUGGAGCAAGGUUCGAACAGCAGCACUGGGCCUUGUGCAGAAGAGAGGGAGACUCUUCUCUCUGUCUUCCAACAAUGCUUUGCUGGAGUUCAUUGUAGAAGGAACACCACAAGUUACAGAGCAGAGACUAGACUCUAAAAGGGACUUAGACAACCGAUUAAAGAAGCUGUGUGAGCUCCUGAUCCUGACCUGCACAGAAACACUCUCCGGCCCAAUAACUGUGUUCCUCACCAAGGCCGAAGUCAUACUGCAUAUGAACCAGGAGGAGAAUGUGAAGCCCAUCAUGCUCAAGAACCAGCCGUUUGCAGUGCCGGAGAAGGUUGCUGAUGUGGUGAGUAGCUCCCUGAAGAACAUCCGCACUCACCUCCCCAACAUCCAGCGCAGCAUGCAGCUCUACCUGGCCAACCGGGACACAGAGUUCAUUCUUUUCAAGCCUGUUCGUACAAAUGUCAUGAACUCCUUCUCAAAGCUAAUGGAUGUUAUUACCAAUAACUUCAAUGAAGAAGACAAGACAAUAAUUGCAUGUCCUACACAAGAGGAAGUCUCUGCACUUCUGUCAUCUCUGUUUAAGAGUUAAUAAUGUAUGUAUGGUAUGCACAUUAUUAAUUAUCCAAUACUUAGGUGCAAACUGCAUUAAUAUUCACAAGUUUGGUUGCUGUGUUUCAUAAGUAAAUACUGAAUUAUAUGUGUCAUGAUAUUUUUAUCUAGUGAACUAAAUUUAUGCUGUUGCUAGAUAUUAUUAUCAUUGUGUGCUAUUCUAUGCAAAAUGUGAGAGUUUGUGAGUGAUUUCCAACACAUUUAAGUCCACAAAAUAUUCAUGCACUGGAGGCACAUAAAUUACAGCAAGUUGUUUUUAGGAAUAUGGCACACAAUGACUUCUUGUGAUAAGUUGCUUACUGAGUGACUAUCAAAUCAACAGCAUUACGCCAAGCUGGAUCAUCCUUGCAAUUAUGAGACAUGCACAACUUAUCUGUUGUUGAACAGAAUUUUGUUGAGCUUCAUUGUAACUGCUCUAGUACAAGGCUGUUUGGCCAUGUGAAAGGUGAAAAGUUUGUGGAUAUUGUUUACCCUGCUAUGUGGUAUUUAGACAGGCCAUGCAGUCACAGCAGCAGCACUGAGAAAUGAUGAGCCUGGCUUACACAAAGGAAUCCUGCCGCCUUGAGGUGUUGAAAGUUUGUUUGACCUUAAUCUAUUCUCUGCCUCACUCUUAUCCAUUUCUGUCCCUCCUGGGUAGUAAAUAAUUAUGUUAAGAUAUUCAAAACUUUGUUAUAUUGCUUUUAAAAGGUUUAAUGAAUUAUUGAUUCAAUAUAGAUAUAUUGAUGAUUAUAAAAAAUAACUGUACAUUACUGAUUCUGGAAAACAGAUUUACUUAUGAGAAACUGGGAAUGUUUGUCAAAGUAAUGUAUGUUUGAUUAGCUGAACAUUGAGAGAGCUACGUCCAGGGAAUUAAUAUUGGAAAGUGUAGGUGUGGAUGGGUGUAUGCAUGUGUGCCUGCAUGUGUGUGUGUGUGUAGUCCCUUAGAUGGUGUGCACAGCACAUAGUUUGAUUGGUUCCCUCACCAGUCAAUGAUCAUUUAUCUGCAUCUGCCAAAAAGUUAAAUCAAACACAUUUUCUACUGUAAUCUUUAUACAGGGAUGCCACAGGGUGGAAGUAUAUUUUUCUUUUUAAUUCUGUCAUGGUGGGAGGAGAAAACAUACUGGUUAUCCUAUUUAUAAAGAGGUCAGGGUGGUGUACUUACGAGGGUAGGUUUUGAUCACCAUUGUUUUCAGAUGAUUAGGUACAUACAUGUUUUUUUUAGAGAGAAUAUACAUGAGAAUGGGA
Molecule: messenger RNA, 3891 nt
Organism: Eriocheir sinensis (Chinese mitten crab)
Lineage: Eukaryota; Metazoa; Arthropoda; Malacostraca; Decapoda; Varunidae
Gene: Cog3
Product: conserved oligomeric Golgi complex subunit 3-like
Exons: 10
Coding region: 194-2647 (817 amino acids)
Biological process (GO): intracellular protein transport; intra-Golgi vesicle-mediated transport; Golgi organization
Cellular component (GO): cis-Golgi network; membrane; COG complex
Source: RefSeq, a predicted model, not a curated record